GGUCCCUGCUCUUUUGAUGAGUAUAUGAAGCUUCGACUCUGCUCUUUGAAACGGGCUUUGAUUUUCUACAGUCCUGUCAGAUUACAGAGCUUUCUCGUUGUCUAGAACAACUGACUCAGUUCAGACAUUAACGAAGUCUAUUCCGGCCUCAUAUACACGUUUGUCUUCUCGAAUUUUACCAUCAUGAAUUGUUCUCGCCUCACAUCCACGUUACUAGUCUCAGCUUUCGUCUGCGCCAUUUCAGUAUUUGCUUCAGAUUCAGCUUGUUUGAAGAAAUGUCUAGACACUACCGAAACCCCAUCCUACUUCAGCGAUAGUCCUCAGUGGGCCAGCUUGAUAGAACCUUUCAAUCUUCGUCUCAACUACACUCCAGCUGCAGUUGUCACUGCAGACAACCCUGAACAUGUUUCGCAUGGUGUGCUUUGCGCCAGGAACUGCCAUAUCAAGGUCCAAGCAAAGUCCGGUGGUCACUCUUACGCAUCCUUCAGUUCCGGUGGUCAAAAUGGCAGCUUGGUGAUCGACUUGGCAUCGCUCAAUACAGUCACCGUUAACCAGGCUGAUGGUACUGCUAUCAUUGAAGGUGGCGUUCGUCUUGGUAAUGUAGAUGAUAUGCUCUAUGCGCAGGGCAAACGUGCUAUGAGCCAUGGCACGUGCUCUAAUAUCGGCAUCGGGGGUCACAUCACUCAUGGAGGUUACGGAUACGAUUCGCGUUUGUGGGGCUUGGCACUUGAUCACCUCAUAGCUAUGGAAGUCGUGCUCGCUGAUGGCUCAAUCUCAACCGUCUCUCCAACUGAAAACGAAGACGUCUACUGGGCUCUUCGUGGUGCAGCAGAUAGCAUAGGCAUUGUCACCAAGUUUCAUGUGAGAACUCAGUUGGCUCCGGAGAAGCUUGUGUACUGGGUCUAUGAUCUCACCGAUAUCCUUAUCGAUGUACCUACCUCGGUGGCUUCUCUCCAGGAAAUCCAAGACUUUGCUCUCAAUCCUGAAUUUCAGGACCGACGUUCCACCUGGGGUUGGUUCCUUGGACCCUCUACUUUCCUAUUGCGUGGCAAGUUCUUCGGUACUCUGGACGAAUGGAACAAUCGCAUUGCACCAGAACUUCUAAAAGGCCUCCCGCCCCCGCGCACUGGAUCUGGUGCAGCGACAGAUGUUCGUGAGGUCAGCUGGCUGGAGAGCCAAGCCCUCUUCUAUGGUUUCGAAGAUAUCAAUAGUCUUCAACAGCCUGAAGAGCCAGGCCAAUACAACACCCACGACAUCUUCUACGCCAAAAGCUUGACAAUCCCCGACCCUAUGACUGAAGCUGCCAUGACGGACUACUUCACCUAUGCUGCUACUCAAGGCGCAACAGUCGCCGCGCCAUCUAGCUGGUUCUCCAUCGUCAACCUGUAUGGAGGACCGGAUAGUCAGAUCAACAUCUACGAUGCCGAGUGGAGCUCCUACAAGGACCGCGACAGCAUCUGGGUCGUUCAGAACUAUGCUUCUGUUGCCGCCGGCAACGUCUUCAACGAGGGUCUAAGGCCCUUUCUCGAUAAUUUCAACGACGCCAUGACCGAAAGUAUGCCUGAAACAGCCUUUGGUGCGUACGCAAACUACAUCGAUCCUGACUUGACCGCCGAGGAAGCCCAUUUCCUGUACUAUGGUGAAGAUAUAUACCCAAGACUGCUUGAUAUCAAGAUGAGGGUCGAUCCUGACCAGGUCUUCUACAACCCGCUCGCUGUCGGUGUUGGUGACUUUUAAGCGCGGAAGGUUAAUAAGGUAUAGCAUAUCAUAGCAUAUGCAUCCAACUAGGUAUACUAUAUUACAUAGCUACGGUACAUCAUAA
Messenger RNA from Pseudovirgaria hyperparasitica, 1822 nucleotides. Its product is annotated as FAD-binding domain-containing protein. The record is from RefSeq and is a predicted model, not a curated record. The transcript has 4 exons. The coding region runs from base 184 to 1737 and encodes 517 amino acids. Lineage: Eukaryota; Fungi; Ascomycota; Dothideomycetes; Acrospermales; Acrospermaceae. Gene Ontology annotation, molecular function: FAD binding; oxidoreductase activity.